CGGAGAUACAGGCAAUGCCUGAAGGAUCCAGUUCCCUUCAGCAGAUGAAGCAGGAACCUCUAAGCAAAGCUGUUGCAAUGGACACCUACUACAUGUUCAGCUAUUACUUGAUCCAGUUCUGUGGUCAUUCCUGGACGUUUACCAAUAUGAUCAUGAGGUUCUUGUCCUUUGGGGAAGAUUCCGUGGCAGAUACUUUCUAUUCUAUUGGACUCGUGAUGCGUAUUUGCCAGUCAUUGUCUAUACUGGAGCUCUUGCAUGUAUUUCUUGGCAUUGAAAAAGAUCGGUUUUUCCCAAGGCUUUUACAGAUUACAGAAAGAAUCAUAAUCUUAUUUGUUGUGAUUGCCAGUCAAGAAGAGGUUCAAGGGAAAUUUGUGGUGUGCCUCUUAUUUUUUCUCUGGAGCUUCCUUGAUGUGGUCAGAUAUACUUACUGCAUGUUAGCAGUAAUAGGAAUUCACUUCCAAGGAUUAACACAACUAAAUUAUGUGCUGUGGAUUCUUUUAUAUCCAUUAUCAGUGCUGGCUGAAGCAUUUGCUAUAUAUGAGUCACUGCCUCACUUUGAAACUUCUGGCACUUACUCCAUCAAACUGCCCUUGCCGUUUGCUGUGCCCAUCUACUUUCCUUAUAUACUAAAAAUGUACAUGGUAACGUUGUUUGGAGGUAUGUGCUUCAUUGUCCGGCACCUCGAUACAGAAUGGAACGCUCAUCUCAGAUGUUGCAACAGCAAAGCAAAAAGCAGCUAACUCGGGUUUUUUUCCCUUGGGCAAGGAGGAAAAUGGCUUCAGACAUCCUGCUGGUAAACACACUUUGAAAAGCUAAGCACUGACCAUAUUCUUCAAGCAAUAAAGAGACAGUUAUUUACCACCAGCUUAAAGAAGUAAUGUGAUGCCACACGCUCACCGGAUAGAUCCUCUGAAUCAUGGCUGCAUGAAUGAAGCACGUGCGCAUAACGGGCAUGAGUUGAUGAACAGAGCUGAUUUCAUUUUUAGAACAUGUUUUUAGCUUUAAUGGCUGUUAAACAAAUGUGAAGGCAAGCCCCCCCAAAUUCCAGUGACUCUUUACCGGCACAGGAGUGCUUGCAACAGCUCCCCUGUUCACUUCAAAGGAGCACAUAAUCUGCUGCCUCUAUCAAAGCCAGUGGGGAAGCUCCAUUUGUGCAGGAGCGCCAUGUGCACAUGGAAACUCCUAUCUUGUGUGCACAUUUUUUCUUAUACUCACUCAAGAAUGUUUAAAAGCUGCCCUCUGAAAUGCUCUCUGUUACUAGCACUACCAUAAAGUACCUUGAAACUUUCAGGAUUCAAAGAUCUUAUCUGAAUUUAUGUUGUCGCUUCAGGCAACAAAUAGAAUUCAAAAGCUGAAGAGCAAGCAUAGUAUAAUGGCUGGAGUGUUGGACUAGAACCUGGGAGAUCCAGGUUCAAAUUCUCACUCUUCUAUGGAAGCUUACUUACAGUCACAUGUUCUCAGCCUUACCUACCUCACAGGGUUGUUGUGAGGAGAAAAUAGAGAAGAAUGAUG
Messenger RNA from Gekko japonicus, 1512 nucleotides. RefSeq names its product 3-hydroxyacyl-CoA dehydratase 4 (gene HACD4). Gene Ontology annotation, biological process: fatty acid elongation; sphingolipid biosynthetic process; very long-chain fatty acid biosynthetic process. The coding region runs from base 15 to 740 and encodes 241 amino acids. NCBI's taxonomy places the organism in Eukaryota, Metazoa, Chordata, Lepidosauria, Squamata, Gekkonidae. Gene Ontology annotation, molecular function: 3-hydroxyacyl-CoA dehydratase activity. Gene Ontology annotation, cellular component: endoplasmic reticulum membrane. The record is from RefSeq and is a predicted model, not a curated record. The transcript has 7 exons.